CCAGUUCCAACAGUCCGGUUGAAUUGAUAAAAUGACAGCUGUCAAAUUCCGUCUGUAAAAUGUGAUUAUUUUAUACUGUAUUUAAAAAUAGAAAUAAAGGGGCGUCAAUUUUCUUAAUUGUCACAAUCAUGAGAAAUUGUCGCUUUUAAAAGUGUAAUUACUAAUUCGAAAAGACUGAAAUUUAAAGUCUCUGCAUGUAUACAUGCGAGAAUAAUGAACUUAACCUAAAAAACAGUCGGUGUUUGUUAUUCUUUCUAUAACAAAAUAUAUAUUAUGGACAAUAAUUAAAAACAUUAUUGUAAAUAUAUCAAAAUGAGUCCUGCAUUGUUGGACAAUGAAGAACGAUGUUUGGGUGGAAUGACAUUUUUCGCUCGCAGUCAUCCGAUCGAACUUUGCGGCAGCAAUGGACUUCCAUUGACUCCAAAUUCAAUAACAAUUUACGGGAAAUCUCAAUUUUUGAAGACUAUUCAUCAUAGACAUUUGUCAACUUAUCUCGAUAUUAUUCGCAGUAAACACGAAAGAACGGUGGUGGUGGCAGAAUGCAGUGGAAAACAAUUGGGGUACAUGGAAAAUUUAUCGUUGAACGAUAUUAUAAAAAUUGCUUAUCAAUGUCUUUUGGGAUUGAGGCACAUGAAUAAAUAUGGAUUGGUUCAUCGUUAUUUGAGUCCGGAGAAUAUUUUAAUUAAUAAAAAUGGCGACGUGCAAUUGUACAAUUUUGGAUUGUAUUACAUGACGGACGGUGGAAAAAGUGUCUCCUUUCCAAUUGGUUAUCCAAAGCACACUGCACCCGAAGUUUUUCUAGGAUCGGGUCCAAGUGGAUUGAAAGUCGACUCCUGGUCACUGGGAAUAAUAAUAGCGGAACUUUUGCUACAGCAAACAAUUUGGCCUGGAGUUAAAUUGUCUCAAUGUUUACGCAAAGUUCUGAGUCUCAUUCACUGUAAAUCGAGUAUUUUCGAACGUCUGGCUCGAGAAAAUAAUUGCUACGAUACGUAUUUGUCUCUUCCAGAGAAUGUGAAGGAAUUUAUCGAUAAUUGCCUACAAAUUCGUCCGUCGCAACGUAAAAUACCAGAGGAACUUUUGCAAUUGCCAUUGUUUGAGAGUCUAGUCAAGUUGGACAAAAAUGUCGAGGACAGUGAUGAGAAUAAUAGUCAGGAUAAAAUAAUAACGAGAAAAAUGGAGGAAUUGUAUUAUUUAUGGCAACUUGCCGGCGGUGAUAUAACAGUUGAAUUGAAGAAACAGGGAUUAAUACGUUCCAGACCGCCGAUACUUUCAAUUCCAAAUUUAGUGAUACUUUUGGGCCACAUGUUCGGAAGAAGGGACACAGCGGGAUUAUUGGAUCUUCGAGUGGUAAAAGUUCCUCUCGACACUCUACGACAAAGAUUGUCUCAUAUUCAAUUUAUUGCAAAUUAUCCAAGAUUAACGAAUCAAAUGCACGUACAAGCACAGGACGAUUUGACCGAUUCGGCUUCUCAACUUCCGUUAAUAAUUCGUGAAAGGGACACGGAAUAUCAAUUUUACAGACUUGUUCUCUACGAUAGAUUACUGCAGAUUUAUCCAAUAACGAGAAAUGCGAUAAUCCGCGAGGCACACAAAGAUAUUCCUCCGCCUGUCAGGGGCGCAAUUUGGGCGGCAUUGCUCGAUAUUACCGGAGACAUUGAAAAUAAAUACGAGAGAAUUGAUAAAGAGACUCCAACUCACACCGAUAGACAGAUUGAAGUCGAUAUUCCGAGAUGUCACCAGUACAGUGAAUUACUGUCAUCCGGCACUGGACACGAGAAAUUACAAAGAUUAUUAAAAGCCUGGGUUCGCGAUAAUUCACAUUAUGUUUAUUGGCAAGGACUCGAUUCUCUCACAGCGCCAUUUCUCUAUUUAAAUUUUAAUAACGAAGCACGAGCUUUCGCCUGUCUCUCGGCCUUCAUUCCAAAGUAUCUUCACAAAUUUUUCCUAAAAGACAAUUCAUUCGUAAUUCAGGAAUAUCUCGGGAAAUUUUCCCAAAUCAUUGCAUUUCACGAUCCACAAUUGGCAAAUCAUUUGAAAUCGAUUAAUUUUGUUCCUGAACUGUUCGCAAUUCCUUGGUUCCUGACAAUGUUUUCACAUGUAUUUCCACUUCAUAAAAUUCUUCACUUGUGGGAUAAACUUCUAUUGGGAGAUUCUUCGUUUCCCCUUCUCGUUGGACUUGCAAUUUUAAAACAAUUACGCGAUUUUCUACUCACUUCGGGCUUCAAUGAAUGUAUUUUAUUAUUCUCGGAUUUGCCCGAAAUUGACAUUGAACAAUGCGUCAAGGAUUCAAUGACGAUGUAUCAAAAAACACCGACCAGCAUCACUUACAGGAAACAUCAAUUCGAUCAGACAAAGUCUGCAAAUUGGAUUGAACCGGAACCGGGAACGGAAAAAAUGCCAAGAAUCAGUGUCGAGGAUUUUUUGCGAUUAUUAGACGAGAAUCCGGAAAAAUUAAUAAUCGUCGAUAUUCGCAGCAACACACAAUUCGAGAGAUCGUCAGUGAAAGGAAGUAUUAAUAUUCCCUUUACGAGUGUUCAACUUUCGCAAACAAAUCUCGAGACUCUAGGGCCACAGACGAAACCUUUAGCGGAAAAUAAGGAACGUCUGGUUGUGAUAAUUAGUCCAAACGAUCAAAAUAAUGCUCUCUUUGCAGAAUUUUUAAUGAGCUGCCAAGUUCCUGGAAUUUGUUCUCUUCAAGGGGGAAUUUACGCUCUUCGUUCAAAAUCACCAAACGUUUUAAUCUCAACUCGUGUUAAUUAACAAAAAAAAACUCAAAAAUUUUACAGAAAUUUCAAAAUAAUUGAAAUUAAUUAAGUUUGUACAUAAAAAUAUCUAUUUUUUAUCAGAUAUAACAAAA
Molecule: messenger RNA, 2857 nt
Organism: Leptopilina heterotoma
Lineage: Eukaryota; Metazoa; Arthropoda; Insecta; Hymenoptera; Figitidae
Product: TBC domain-containing protein kinase-like protein
Exons: 13
Coding region: 313-2760 (815 amino acids)
Biological process (GO): protein phosphorylation; activation of GTPase activity
Molecular function (GO): ATP binding; protein kinase activity; GTPase activator activity
Source: RefSeq, a predicted model, not a curated record